AUGGAAGAACUGCAAGAAGAAACUGUUGAAAACAACGACAAUAAUGACGAAAUUGGGACUUUUAAAGAAUUGGGAAUAAAUGAAGAAUUGUGCAGUGCUUGUGAACGUAUUGGUUGGAAAAAACCUAUGCCUAUACAACAAAAGGUUAUUCCGAUUGCCUUAAAGGGAAGAGAUGUAAUUGGAUUGGCAGAAACUGGGUGCGAGGUUUUUUAGAUUUUGGGGUGAUUUUUUGGAGUGAUUCUUACAAGUCUAGGAA
Molecule: messenger RNA, 256 nt
Organism: Meloidogyne enterolobii
Lineage: Eukaryota; Metazoa; Nematoda; Chromadorea; Rhabditida; Meloidogynidae
Source: the annotation of a GenBank genome assembly